Messenger RNA from Paramisgurnus dabryanus, 2173 nucleotides. It is a transcript of the gene crdhl, whose product is annotated as retinol dehydrogenase 13. The record is from RefSeq and is a predicted model, not a curated record. NCBI's taxonomy places the organism in Eukaryota, Metazoa, Chordata, Actinopteri, Cypriniformes, Cobitidae.
UAUUCAAAUAAAUACAUUUUAUAAUGUUGAGAUAAGUGACGUAUGAUACUCGAGUAAUCACGCAGCAGGUGAACUGUACAGCAGGCGGUCUCUAAGCUAAGUUGCUUAAGCCCUAAAUACAGUCCGAUUUUAGACAGAGAGAACACAAUGUGACAUCUCCAGCAUUUAUUCUUAAUUUUGGACAAAGCUAGGUCUGUGUUAGAUGAUUAUGUAUCAAAUUAUUACAUCUUAUCAUGUCGCUGUCAUCGCGCUGCUGGCUAUAAGCUUUAUUCUGCUACGAAAAUGGAUAGCUGGUGGUGUCUGCAAAAGUCGUGCUCGUCUCGAUGGAAAGACAGUUGUGGUCACUGGUGCCAAUACUGGAAUUGGCAAGGAAACUGCAAGAGAAAUGGCUCGCAGAGGUGCCCGAGUAGUGAUGGCCUGCCGUGACAUCACUCGUGCUGAGAAUGCUGCUGAUUCUAUUCGUCGAUCCACAGGAAAUGGCAAUGUAGUCGUCCGACACUUAAAUCUGGCUUCUCUUUACUCCAUUCGAGAAUUUGCCAAAGAGUUCAUUGCCACAGAGGAGCGCCUGGACAUACUCAUCAACAAUGCAGGUGUGAUGAUGUGUCCCAAAUGGAUCACAGAGGAUGGCUUUGAGACACAGCUGGCUGUCAAUCACUUGGGACAUUUUCUUUUAACCAACCUACUAUUAGGAAUGCUUAAGAAAUCCUCACCAAGCCGUGUUGUGAAUGUUUCCAGUAUUGCACACGUUGGAGGAAAGAUUGAAUUUGAUGAUCUGUUUUACGACAAGUGCCCUUACAGUCCUUUGAUCAGCUAUAAACAGAGUAAGCUGGCCAAUGUGCUUUUCUCCAGAGAACUUGCACGACAAAUGAAAGGUACUGGAGUCUCAUCGUACAGCUUGCAUCCAGGAGUGAUUCGAACAGGGCUGGGUCGCCAUGUUGAGUCGUGGUGUCCAAUGCUGAAGACUAUACUGUCUCUGCCCUGCAUGCUGCUGAUGAAAACACCCUGGCAGGGUGCACAGACCUCCAUCUACUGUGCAGUCACAGAGGGCUUGGAGAGUAAAUCUGGCUGCUACUUCAGUGACUGUGCUGAAAAAGAUCCUGCUCCAGAAGGUAAAGAUGAUUCAGUGGCAAGAAGGUUGUGGGAGGAGAGUGCUCGGCUGGUUGGACUAACUAAAUGACCAGCACUGAAACAUCAUCCUGCACAAGUAGGCCUGUACUCUUCAUAAUUACAGGUGCUCCCCCUAGUGGUGAUAACUGUAACUUAAGUGAGGUGGCAUAACCAGGGAUGACGCAUUUUUGUAGGCCAACCCGGAAGUGAGCGGGACACUGGUUCCCUAACAAAAAGGCCUAUUCAUUUUUCCAAUAGACUUUGGGAUUAUUGCAAAAUAAGCUCUGUGUUUAAUAAAAAAAUGACAAUCGUUUUGUUCAACAAGUUAGUCUUCACAAAUGAAUACAACUUGUUUGAAUUAUUCAAGUCAAAUAAAAAUGUGGCUUUUUAUAUUUCUAUUUAAUGCAUUUAGACUUCAAAAAAUUUAUAAAUAAAAUUAUACACGUGUUGGUAAUUUAAUUAAAAAAGCUUUUUCACUUGUGAUCUCAGAGUGUUGGACACGUGCACGCAUUGAUUUUAUACAACCACUAGAUGGCAUUAAUGUUGUUUUUGUAAACAUGAUACAUUAUGUAUUUGAAAAGUCCUCAACUUUUAAAAUAAUAAAACAAAGUUGUUUUAUUCCAACACUAAAGCAGAUCAUCUGUAUACUUAUGGAAAAUAUGUAAAUGAAGGAAACAGAUACUUUAUUACAUUAUAACCCUGUGAUAUGGCCAUGGUGUGUCAGUACUUAUGUAACAAGGACACUAAAAUCAAUAUAUAGACAAUCUGUGUUUAAAACAUAGACAUCCUAUUUGGUGUAACUUAAUGUAAAUUGUAUUUUUGACGUAAAUUGUAUUUGCAUUUUUAACAAUCUGUUAAUUUGUAUUACCCCAUAAACAUUUUAAAAUAAAAGUUAUAAUUUGAUAAUAUAUAAAAAAUGUUGUGACCAAAACUUUAUUAUUUUUCAGAUAUAAUAAGGAUAACUAAUAUAUAACAAAAUAAAACAGACAAUAAAUCCAUCAAGGGACGGGGGAGCAAUAGACACAAUAGCAACAAUUCACCCUUUAAAACAUAAUAAGUACAUUAA